Molecule: messenger RNA, 1392 nt
Organism: Pocillopora meandrina
Lineage: Eukaryota; Metazoa; Cnidaria; Anthozoa; Scleractinia; Pocilloporidae
Source: the annotation of a GenBank genome assembly
AUGCAUUUCCCUUUGGUACUUCUCGUUUUUGUGUUAUACACAUUUAAAGAAACAUGUCAGGCUACCGUUACCGAGUAUUCUGAGCUGGGAAGAGUGAUAGAUCUUCGAAAGGUCAACUUACUGGCCAACUUCAACGAGCAAGAGAACAGGAUCUUUGAGGAGCUCCCCCCCAAAUGUCUCGUAAAGAAACCUUUGAAAUCUUCAAGCAGCUACCUCGAUUAUUAUGCAAGUACCAAGCAAUUUUAUAAAUCACUUGCCACCCAGUCAAGCUUGAGCGCCUCUUUACAGUCCGCCUACUCGUUGGGUGUUACUGUAUCAGUAGCAACAAACAUCCAAACUUCAGAGAAUACUGAAGUAAGUGGCAUGUCCUUAAACAAGCAGGCGCUAACGGAAAAGAUCCACGUCGAUAAGGAAUGUCUAGUAAAUGCUGACAUCUCCACAUUAAAAGGAACAUUUCUAAAAGACUUCGAGGACUUGCCCGUAAACAUCAAAAGUCCCUGGGAACAGAACUCAUGGAGAGAUUAUAGUAAUUUUCUUAACAAAUACGGCUCUCACGCCAUAACUUCGGUGGUGCGCGGAUCAAGAUUUCAGCAGAUGGCAUUCGCAGAGAGCUCUAAAGCUUACACUGAAAGAGAUUUCCAAGUAAAAGCUUGCCUUUCGGCCGUAGGACCUACCCAGGUUGGACAGCUUGGCAUUUCUGCGUGUUCAAGCAUAAGCCAAAGUGAGAUAUCCAAAGUGAGUACGAUGAGCAUAAGCGAGAAACGCUUUGUCAAAGGUGGAAAAAGGGAAACAAACAGCGAGCUGGCAAACGGAGCGACGUCGGCUGAAUUGCUUAGCCAACUCCUGAAUGAAGCAGAUGAAUUUCCCGCGUCUAUUCAGCACACCUUUAUGGCGAUCUGGACCAUCCUACUAAGCCGAUUUAAACAUGGAUCUCCUAACAAUAUCCGAGCCACAAACCUCGAGUACUACUACCUUGGUUUCUUGAAUUAUGGUUGUCCCUUCAUAAGUAACGAUGGACUUGCCAUACAAAAAUUUGACCAUACCAGAGGCUCCAGUGAGAAGUAUCCAGAAUUCGAGUGUACCCUGGCAAAAGAGGGCUGCCACCAAAGCGAUGACUGCCACUACAGACCCAUUUGGUGCUCCUGUCGUGGUCCAACAUGUGUCCGUUACACGAGAGUGAAAGAAGGUGCGGGUGACUCUAAGUUAACUGCAUAUCCAAAUACAUUUGAAGAUUGGGGAUGGCAUGGUUGCGGUUGGAAAGCUGCAGGAUCUUAUUGCGACUGCUAUAAUGACAAUCGGGAUCAGCGGAAAACUGUGUGGUCCCUGCCAAACAGAGAUGCCGCUACACAUAUAGCAUCAACCAAAACGCUGCAAAAAAAGACAGAAAAUUAA